Molecule: messenger RNA, 1407 nt
Organism: Ruditapes philippinarum (Manila clam)
Lineage: Eukaryota; Metazoa; Mollusca; Bivalvia; Venerida; Veneridae
Exons: 2
Coding region: 326-1375 (349 amino acids)
Biological process (GO): mannosyl-inositol phosphorylceramide biosynthetic process
Molecular function (GO): mannosyltransferase activity
Source: RefSeq, a predicted model, not a curated record
AACUGUCUGUGGCAGUUACGAAUCACUUUGGUCAAACAAACAAUAAACUAUACAUAUCAUAAAUUUUUCUAUCAAUAAAACAGAAUUAUUUGUUCGUGUUACAAAUAUAUUCUCUAAGUUUAUCAUAUGCAUGCAUAUACACGUAUUGUGUACUAUAUUUUAGCAUGAAAUCGGAUCGCGCGUUCAAAUAAUUGUUGUAUUUUAGUUUAACGGAUAAACAUUUGCGUCAGUUUGACACAAAUAGUAAUUGGUGAUCAAUUUAAUCCGUUCAGACAUAGGCAAUUUUAAAUAUUAAAAUAAUGAAACAAAUAAAAAUAAUUUCAAUAUGUUUAAACGCUUUUGUAAAAGGAAUUACCGUUUAAUACAAUUUCUGAGCUUUAUUGUUUUCAUCUUGAUCAUAAGUGAAAAUUUAUUCGAGAGCUACAUAGUGGAAAUACCUUCCUGGGUGAGGACGAACAAAUAUCCGCCAUUUGAACCGGAGCUGGACGAAGAUUUCCAGAUCGUGGCGACAAAAACUCCCAGAAUUCCACACAUUUUACAUCAAUACAACACAAAUCUGAAUAUACCAAUAUCAUAUGUGACAAAUAUAAAAAGUUUCUUAUUUUACAAUCCUAGCUGGAAGUAUUCGUUUUGGACAGAAGAAACAUCUCGGCAGCUUAUAGCUGAUAGACACCCAUCACUAAUCCCCACUUGGGAUGCUUAUGCAAAUUUUGAAAUCAGAUCAAGCAUAAUUCGUUAUGUACUACUUUACGAGUUUGGCGGUGUCUUCAGUGACAUGAAAGUGAAAUGCCUUAGAUCAUUAAAAAGGAUAACUUACAAGUACGCAUGCGUACUUCCAGCACGUUCAUUUGAACUUGUUUCAGUAAAAGAACAAAGACCAUAUGUUCUUUCUAACAAUGUGAUAUUUUGUAGAUCUAAACAUCCGUUUUUGAAGCAGAUUAUUGAUAAUAUACCGCUUUAUCAACCUAUGAUAGAUAUAAAUGAUGCAAUUGGAGCCCAUUUUCUAACUAGUCAAUAUAUAAUAUAUAACAAUCUACAAUCAUAUUAUAAUUUAGUAUAUAAAGACGAUCAAUUCUCAUGUAAUUCACCGUUUAUUUAUAGGGGCGAACUUCCAGAUACACAUAUGAACGCAGUGUUUGUUUCAAAUUCGAAAUAUUUCCCUACAAAUGUCUACUCUGUCUAUCCGCUUUGUCAGGAUUUCUUUGAUCUUUCGUUCUUACAGAAGAGGGGAUGUAUUGAACUGAACAAAAGACGUGAAAACUCUAUCUUUGCAUUUACAUAUGAUUCUUAUAAAUUACGUCGAUUUGAAAAAAUAAUCAAUUAUUUUGUUAAGAUUAAAAUAACACAUAUUACGAACGUGGAUGUUCCACAAUAAAGUGUAAUCAAAUACUCGUAUUAGUUGAUAAA